GAACUUGCACUCUCUCUCUCUCUCGCUUAAAUGAUAUGCUUUAAAUAGAUAGACCCAUAUCCAUUUGUUGUGUGAACAAAACAAAGAAGGUGAAGUUUGAGAUGGGGAAUCGCCUCCCUCGCCCUCAACCAGCCGUGAAGCUGAUGCCUGUAGACACUCCAUUUAAAUUGCCUUCCACUCUUCCAUCUUGGCCACCAGGCUCAGGAUUUGGAACUGGGACCAUCGCAUUAGGAGGCUUAGAGCUACGGCAAGUGUCAACUUUUUCGAAGGUGUGGGCAUCCCAUGAGGGAGGCCCCAAUAACACAGGGGCCACAUUUUUCACGCCUUCUUCCAUUCCAUCUGGUUUUUAUGCCUUAGGAGCCUACAGCCAACCCAAUAACCAACCACUCUUUGGGUGGGUCCUAGUCGCGAAGGAUAACGAUGGUUCUAUCCUCGCGAAACCUCUCAAUUUUUCUCUCAUUUCUAAAAGGGUCCAAGACAACAAUUCUGCUUAUUUCUGGCGUCCUGUACCACCCGAGGGCUACAAAGCCAUCGGUCACUUAGUCACCAACACUGCAGACAAACCCUCUACCGAUAGUAUGAGAUGCGUACGUACAGACCUUACAGAUGUGUGUGAAACUGAUAGCUUGGUGUGGAGCACACGAAAGGCCGCCAAUAACAAUGGGCUCAGUGUCUAUAGUUUAAGGCCUAAAGAAAGAGGGAGCAAUGCUUUAGGGAUAUGUGUUGGCACAUUCGUUGCGACUGUUGCGAGUACCCCAGAUGCUGAUGUUGCUUCUUUAGCUUGUUUGAAGAAUAAGGGCUAUGUGCUAGACUCCAUGCCAAACCAUGCCCAAAUUGAGUCGCUACUGAAGGCCUACUCCCCAUUCAUGUUCUUCCAUCCUGAUGAAAUGUACCUCCCUUCUAGUGUCCCUUGGCUCUUCACAAAUGGAGCCCUUUUAUACAAGAAAGGUGACCCAAACCCUAUCCAGAUUGAUCCGAAUGGAUCCAACCUUCCCCAAGACGGUUCCAAUGAUGGCUCUUAUUGGAUAGACCUUCCGACCAAUAACGAUGCUGCAGAUAAGGUCAAGAGGGGGGAUUUAGGGAGUGCAGAGUCAUACUUGCAUGUGAAGCCUAUGCUGGGGGCAACGUUCACCGACAUUGCGAUAUGGGUGGUCUACCCAUUCAAUGGCCCGGUAAAGUUAAAGGUGCAACUGAUAAAUGUUCCACUGGGGAAGAUAGGGGAGCAUGUAGGGUAUUGGGAGCAUCUGACCCUGAGGAUAAGUAAUUUUACUGGUGAAUUGUGGAGAGUUUACUAUGCUGAGCACAGUGGGGGUCAGUGGAUGAAUGCUUCAGAACUGGAGUUUCAACAAGGAAACAAGGCCACGGUCUACUCAUCCUUGCAUGGACAUGCCUCAUAUUCUAAGGCAGGGCUUGUCCUACAAGGCAAUACCAAAUUAGACAUAGGAAUAAGGAAUGACAGUGCUAAGAGCAAGUUUGUAAUGGAUACAGGCGCGAAAUUCACCAUUAUCGCAGCCGAAUACCUCGAUUCGAUCGCACAACCUCCCUGGUUGAACUAUACCAGAGAAUGGGGACCCAAAGUUAGCUUUGACACAACAAAUGAGCUAAAGAAAGUGGAGAAAUUUCUUCUUAAAAAAUUGAGAAAUGCAGUGGAAGACAUAGUUAGAAGUCUACCCAAAGAGGUGCUAGGAGAGGAAGGUCCUACUGGUCCUAAAAUGAAGAACAACUGGACAACUGAUGAAGUUUGAACUGUGACACAAAUCAAUUUCCAUCCUCCAAUUUGACAAUUUGUAAUUUAUGAGAAAUUAGUACUCCUAGUUAGGUGCAGUGUCCAUAUGGUCCCUGUUUUUGACAAUCACAUUAAAUGGUCCCUUGAUAAGGUCA
This is a messenger RNA of Amborella trichopoda, 1881 nucleotides long. RefSeq lists its product as hypothetical. The record is from RefSeq and is a predicted model, not a curated record. NCBI's taxonomy places the organism in Eukaryota, Viridiplantae, Streptophyta, Magnoliopsida, Amborellales, Amborellaceae.